UACUCCUGCAAUGUGGCCUUCAUUACUUCGUAAAGCCAAAGCAGGUGGAAUAAACGUUAUCCAAACUUAUGUCUUUUGGAAUUUACAUGAACCGGUACGCGGAACUUAUGAUUUUGCUACAGAUUCGGCCAAUUUACCUUAUUUUAUUCAACUAUGUAAAGAGCUUGAUCUAUAUGUAUCUUUACGAAUUGGUCCUUACGUCUGUGCUGAAUGGAAUUUUGGUGGGUUUCCUGUUUGGCUGAAACAUUUACCAGGUGUAGAAUUACGUACAUAUAAUGAAAUUUAUUUACAAGAAAUGAAACGAUUUGUUAGUAAAGUUGUUGAUGUUGUACAUCCUUACUUUCCUGACAAAGCCGGUCCAAUUAUCUUAUUACAAAUUGAAAAUGAAUAUGGUAACAUAGGUCAUGUUUAUGGUGAAGAUGGCAUAAAGUAUGCUGAAGAAUGUGGUCGUUUCGUAAAUGAUAUGAAUCUUUCAGCAUUAUGGUUUAUGUGUCGUCAAUAUAGUCAUGUUCCAGGUAUAAUUCAUACUGUGAAUGAUUACUAUUGUCAUCAAUAUUUUGAGAAUAUUCGCAAAGAAUUUCCUUCUGCUCCAAUGAUGUGGACUGAAGAUUGGCCUGGUUGGCCACAAGAAUUCGGUGAAGCUAAACCAACUCGUCCUGCUCAAGAUGUAACUUAUGCUGUGGCAUAUUGGUUUGCUAAAGGUGGUUGUUAUCAUGCAUAUUACAUGUAUCAUGGUGGCACGACUUUUGGCCGUUGGGGUGGUGGCCCACGUCAUACAACAUCUUACGACUAUGAUACUAUGUUGGAUGAAUAUGGAUUAGAACAUUAUCCUAAAUAUCAUCAUACUAAACGAUUGCAUGACAUUCUUUUUAAAUUUGAAGAUAUAUUAAUGAGAAAUCCUAUUCCUACUGCAAAGUUAUUGGAUGAGAAAGUGGAAGCAUAUGUUUAUGGAAAUAUUAAUUUUACAAAAUCGCUUAUUUUCUUGUGUAAUGCUAAUGAAAAAUGUGCAAAACAAAUAGAAUUUUGCAAUGUUUUAUGGGAUCUUCCUAAAUGGUCAAUUAGUAUAAUACUGGGUGACGAUUGUUCGUUCACACUUUUGAUGAAUACAGCAAUCAUUGAACCGCCAAAAGAGUCUCCUGAUCGUUUAGUUUUUAAACCACUUCCUGCAAGUGUUAUUGAUUUUGAAUC
Messenger RNA from Racocetra fulgida, 1188 nucleotides. Lineage: Eukaryota; Fungi; Glomeromycota; Glomeromycetes; Diversisporales; Gigasporaceae. The record is from the annotation of a GenBank genome assembly.